GAAUGCGCGUACACGGCACUCUUCAAGCGUGCUCGGCAAGACAGCGUGGGUGACAGGAGAGCUUGUAGUCACAGUGGAUAAGUGGUCUCAGGAUGGUGAAUGCAAACAGCAGUGAUAGUGGCACAGCUAGCUGUAGUAGUGCGGAAGACUCCAAGGAAAGCUCCCGAUGUUCCACACCAGUCCUGGAUGUAGAACGCCAUGAACGUCUCAAGGAUAAGAUGCGAAGGCGGGUUGAGGCUGGAGAUAGAUGGUUCUCACUGGAGUUUUUUCCUCCACGAACAGCAAGUGGAGCAGUCAACUUGAUCUCCAGGUUUGAUCGAAUGGGUUCAGGAGGCCCCCUCUUCAUUGAUGUGACCUGGCACCCAGCUGGAGAUCCCGGCUCCGAUAAAGAGACCUCCUCCAUGGUUAUUGCAAGUGCCGCAGUUAAUUUCUGUGGGUUGGAGACUAUUUUACACAUGACAUGCUGCAAUCAGACUAAGGAGGACAUUACAAAGCAUCUCCAUAAGGCAAAGCAUCUUGGGUUGAAGAACAUAAUGGCUCUUAGAGGUGACCCUACUGGUGAGGAGUGGGAGGAAGAGGCAGAGGGCUUUAAUUAUGCCGUUGAUCUUGUUACGCACAUUCGUCAUGAAUUUGAUGAUUACUUUGAUAUAUGUGUUGCCGGAUAUCCCAGAGGACACCCUGAAGCAGAAGGCUAUGACCAGGACUUGAAGCAUCUUAAGGAGAAAGUAGAUGCCGGGGCAGAUUUUAUUAUCACUCAGCUUUUCUUUCGGGCUGAGACAUUCCUUACGUUUAUAAAUGAUUGUAGAGCUAUUGGGAUAACGUGUCCUAUCUUGCCUGGAAUCUUCCCAAUCCAAGGAUAUGGUUCUUUGCGCCAGCUAGUAAAGCUUUCAAAACUUGAGGUCCCCCAAGAAAUUAUGGACGUCAUAGAACCAAUUAAGGAUAAUGAUGCAGCCAUUAGGAAUUAUGGCAUUGACUUGGCAGUAUCAAUGUGUAGGGAGCUGCUGGACAGUGGUCUUGUACAUGGACUUCAUUUCUAUACACUUAACAGAGAGGUAGCCACUAUCGAUGUCUUGAAGCGCCUUGGAAUGUGGAAAGAAGAUCCUAGGCGACCUUUGCCUUGGGCUGUGAGUGCACAUCCCAAGCGAAGAGUAGAAGAUGUCCGUCCAAUUUUUUGGGCUAGUAGGCCAAAGAGUUACAUACACCGUACACAGGAGUGGGAUGAAUUUCCAAAUGGGCGUUGGGGCAACUCCUCCUCUCCAGCUUUUGGUGAGUUAAAGGACUAUUACCUCUUUUACCUGAAAAGCAAAUCUCCACGAGAAGAAUUGCUAAAAAUGUGGGGACAAGAACUCAGCAGUGAAGAGAGUGUGUUUGAAGUGUUCACCUAUUACAUCUCUGGAGAACCUAACCCUAAUGGACACAAAGUUACUUGUCUACCUUGGAACGAUGAUCCUCUUGCUCCAGAAACCAAUCUACUGAAGAGCGAACUGCAGAAGGUUAAUAAAAGGGGAAUUCUUACUAUCAACUCCCAACCAAAUGUCAAUGGGAAGCCCUCCACAGACCCAAUAGUGGGCUGGGGUCCCAGCAGAGGUUAUGUCUUUCAAAAGGCCUAUCUUGAAUUCUUCACAUCCAGUGAAAUGGUCACUGCCCUCAUCAAAGUGCUUAAGCGAUAUGAGCCUCGUGUGAACUAUCAUAUAGUCAAUGUACAUGGUCAAAACAUUACAAAUGCUGCAGAUUUACAACCCAGUGCUGUGACGUGGGGAAUAUUUCCAGGACGUGAAAUUAUUCAGCCAACAGUUGUGGAUCCAGUUAGCUUCAUGUAUUGGAAGGAUGAAGCCUUUGCCCUGUGGAUUGAACAGUGGGCCAAACUCUAUGAAGAAGAGUCUCCAUCUCGUAUGAUUAUUCAGUAUAUUCAUGACAACUACUACUUGGUAAAUCUGGUGGACAAUGAUUUCCCCCUUGAGAAUUGCUUGUGGCAAGUUAUAGAGGACACUUUUAAAGAGCAUGAUAGUCCAACUGACCAGUAAGAAAUAGCUGUAUCCUGCUGCUGUGCCUACUACCUCGUGGCUAAUGGAGAAAUCCAAGUGCAACAGAAUUUAUUCAAAUGGAUUUGCAAUGAAUUGUGCUUUUUGUUUCCUCCCUCCCGUCCAAACAAAUUCUGUGCCCUUCUUUUUUUUUUUUUUUUUUUUUUUUUUAGUUUAAACCUUAUUAUCUGCCAGUGAGAAGCACCCAAAUACAACCAUGCACUUGUGGCAGUGCCGUCCAAGCAGAAGGUGUACCCAAGGCUGCUGCCGAAUGGCAAAGUCCCAUCUGGCAAUUCUCCAGUAUCCUGUACUAAGGGAGGCAGACAAAGAGGUAUAUGCCUAGCAUCCCCCCACCAUUGUGCCCCAGACACAUGCCUCUUCUGCCACCCCUAGUCCCAGCCCUGACUUGUGGAUUCUAUUUUAACUAAGUAACAUGCUAAAUACCAGAGGAUCAUACACCCUGUGUUCUAUAGGCCUUAUUGUAUAGCACUACACCUACUUAUAAUUAUAGGAAUACUGUCUGCUGCUUCACAUGCUUGAACAUUAAAAGAGUGAACACUACAGGUUAAAUUUCAGUGUAAGGUCUCCAGGACAUUGUCUUUAGCAGUUGUGUGUCUUUUUAUUCAUUGCUUGCCAGAUGUCCACCUUCUAUUUUGUAUGUUUUUAACUUAUUUUUAAGUAGGAUUUUAAUAAAACAAGAAAUUAUGGUG
This is a messenger RNA of Xenopus tropicalis (tropical clawed frog), 2731 nucleotides long. It is a transcript of the gene mthfr, whose product is annotated as methylenetetrahydrofolate reductase (NAD(P)H). Gene Ontology annotation, molecular function: methylenetetrahydrofolate reductase [NAD(P)H] activity; methylenetetrahydrofolate reductase (NADPH) activity. Gene Ontology annotation, biological process: L-methionine metabolic process; tetrahydrofolate interconversion; L-methionine biosynthetic process. The record is from RefSeq and is marked provisional. Lineage: Eukaryota; Metazoa; Chordata; Amphibia; Anura; Pipidae.